GAGAAGUCGCAACAUGGUCCACAUUGUUGCCUUACGGUGACUCAGGCGGCUGGCAUCUGCCGCACCGGUGGUUUAGUGGCGUGCAGAACGGGUGCGUGGCGCCCCCUGGCUACCCUCGCGCUCCCUGGUGCCGGCGUGGCCCACUCAGGACGUAGCACUCAUCUAGCUGAGGGCUGGUGGGCGGUGGUGUGCGCGCGUGAGGUGCCUCGGCUGUGGUGGCAGCACUCAGGGACACAGUGUGGACAGCAGCGGCUCUGAACCCGCGUCUCUCUUGCAGCUCCUCAUCUGUCCUCAGCCACCGCCAUGGAUAGUUACGCUCCUACUAGAGUGAACCGUUACUGGAAGCGUCCCAAGCCUCGGGUAUACGAAUGUAACGUGAGGGAUGCCGAACGUUUUUACCAGGACUCCUACAAGCAAUACCUCUCGGAGAAGGAGGAGAAUGCGGCGGGCUGGCCGGGCCCGGUCCAUGGAUGUUGCUCGGGGUGCCACCGAGUUCUACCCUCACCUGCUGGCCGGCUCCUUCAAGCGGGAGGCACGGGAAGAUGUGGUGCGACAACUCAACCUCCCGCCCCUUCCCCCUGCCCUCGAGGAGGCCACUAAGAACAAGUGGGAGCCAGACUACCGAGUGCCCGAGACAAGCUUCACGGCGAAGCAGGAGGGCCUGGCUGACUUCGACCCGCGGGACACAGCCAGCAUCGAGGAGCGCUACCAGAAACUCAGGAAGCUACGGGAGGAGCUCAACCUUCCUGUGGAGGGCGCCGAGUCCUCUGCCUUGAACUCCCUGCGUAGUGGAUCGCUAGGUCUCGGAGCGGGAGGCACGGCGGCAGGAUAUGGCGCUGAGAAGGACUCCUACAUGUCUGAACGAACCACGCGAACAAUGGCUGCCUCUGGUGGUCCUGAGGAAGCUUCUUCCUACAGCUUCAGGUCCGCCAAGAUGAACGGCAACGCGGGAGGCGCUACGGAAGGCUACAAGUACAAGGCAGAGAGCAGUAGCACGAGCGAGUACAAGCGUGGCGGUGACCAGGGCACGACCGAGUACAGGUUUAGGUCUGAGCGAGGAGCGACAGGUGACCAAAACUCCUUGGAGUACAAGCCUAGGUCUGAGCGAACCGCCGCAGGUGACCAGGGCAGCACUUACGAGUAUAAGUCCAGGCUGAACAGGGGAGGCGACGGUGACCAGAGCAGCACUUACGAUUACAAGUCCAGGCUGAACAGGGGAGGCGACGGUGACCAGAAGACUUAUGAAUACAAAACGAGGACUGAGAGGGGCGGAGGUGACCAGAACUCUUAUGAAUACAAAUACAAGACUGAGAGUAGCGCAGCCCAGAAUAAUUCUUAUGAAUAUAAGCCCCGGUCUGAGCGGGGCGCGGACUCUGGCAGCGACUACAAGUCUCGAUUCGAGCUGAAAUCAGACGACUACAAGUCCAAGGCGGUGGACUUCGACCUACCCAAGACUGACCGCAAGAAGGACGAUUACUCCUUCUCUUCCUCGAAUGACAGAAAGACGGAGAGGUUCUCGAGUCUGUCCUCCAGCACCGCCUCCGCCUCGAAGGAGAAGUCCCUGGCCUCCUCCAGCAAGGUGGACGAGAAGGAACUGGACGACGACAACGUGUCCGACAUGAUGAAGAAACUUCCUUCCUCGCAGGAAAUCCUCGAGAGAAUCAGUAAAAUGGAGCUUGAUGAUUGACUGCAAAACAUAAUUGACACCAAACUUUGAUGAGGUGCGGCAGCAAGAGUACACCGGCUAAGAUGGGUCACGCAGCACGCUCGCGCACGUACGGACUUCCCAACAAAGGAACCUUGAGGCAAAACUUUCGAAUCAUAUCAGAACCCUCACAUACCUGAACUAUUUUCAUCGCUCUUUCCUUAGUAGCAACUUGACGUCGCCUCCACGCGCCAGACACC
Molecule: messenger RNA, 1905 nt
Organism: Portunus trituberculatus (swimming crab)
Lineage: Eukaryota; Metazoa; Arthropoda; Malacostraca; Decapoda; Portunidae
Exons: 2
Coding region: 383-1687 (434 amino acids)
Source: RefSeq, a predicted model, not a curated record